Molecule: messenger RNA, 384 nt
Organism: Lodderomyces elongisporus
Lineage: Eukaryota; Fungi; Ascomycota; Pichiomycetes; Serinales; Debaryomycetaceae
Exons: 1
Coding region: 1-384 (127 amino acids)
Biological process (GO): mRNA splicing, via spliceosome
Cellular component (GO): U2-type spliceosomal complex
Molecular function (GO): RNA binding
Source: RefSeq, a predicted model, not a curated record
AUGUCCUUAUCCUCUCGAGAUUCCUCCGCAAGUCAGUCUGAUUCUUCUAACGACGAAUGGUCGUCGUCGGAGGAAGAAGAAGAAGAAGAAGAAGAAGAAGUGCGUGUUACCCCCAAGUUCAUUUCAAAGAGAAAAGACAAGACAACAGCUGGACCUAAUACUUCCGGCAAUGGUACCUCUGACGAAACGAGUGACGAGCGCAAAAGAGCAGCUCUCUUGUCUCGACUAGACAAUAUACAAGAGAAGGGAGAGGAGAAAACAGAGGACAGCAAGGAGAGUGACAUCCAUCAAGUCGAUGAUACUGACGAUUUGGAUCCAGAGUUGGAGUACGAGAACUGGAAGCAACGCGAAAGGGCAAGAUUCUUAAGAGACCAUUCAAGAUAA